Messenger RNA from Danaus plexippus (monarch butterfly), 303 nucleotides. RefSeq names its product neuropeptide SIFamide receptor-like. The record is from RefSeq and is a predicted model, not a curated record. Gene Ontology annotation, molecular function: peptide binding; neuropeptide Y receptor activity. NCBI's taxonomy places the organism in Eukaryota, Metazoa, Arthropoda, Insecta, Lepidoptera, Nymphalidae. Gene Ontology annotation, cellular component: membrane. Bases 1 to 303 code for a protein of 100 amino acids. The transcript is spliced from 2 exons. Gene Ontology annotation, biological process: G protein-coupled receptor signaling pathway.
AUGACCGCGGUUUACUGUAUCGCCUACCUGCUCGUCUUCGUCGUUGGCCUGGUGGGGAAUUGCUUCGUGAUCGCCGUGGUCUACCGCUCUCCUCGCAUGAGGACCGUCACCAACUUCUUCAUCGUCAACCUGGCUGUCGCAGAUAUUUUGGUCAUAGUCUUCUGUCUCCCCGCUACGCUGAUGUCCAACAUAUUUGUCCCUUGGGUGCUCGGCUGGCUCAUGUGUAAGACUGUCCCCUACGUCCAGGGACUCUCCGUCGCAGCCUCCGUGUACAGCCUGGUAGCCGUGUCACUAGAUCGGUGA